AAAUUCAAGCUGGGCCUGGACUUUCCCAAUCUGCCCUACUUGAUUGAUGGGACUCACAAGAUCACCCAGAGCAACGCCAUCAUGCGCUACAUUGCCCGCAAGCACAACCUGUGUGGGGAGACAGAAGAGGAGAAGAUUCAUGUGGACAUUUUGGAGAACCAGCUUAUGGACAACCGCAUGGAGCUGGCCAGACUCUGCUUUGACCCAAAUUUUGAGAAACUGAAGCCAAAAUACUUGGAGGAACUCCCUGAAAAGCUAAAGCUCUACUCACAGUUUCUGGGGAAGCGGCCAUGGUUUGCAGGAGACAAGAUCACCUUUGUGGAUUUCCUCGCCUAUGAUGUCCUUGACGUGAAACGUAUAUUUGAGCCCAGCUGCCUGGACGCCUUCCCAAACCUGAAGGACUUCAUCUCCCGCUUUGAGGUGAUGCCCCCAUCCUCCUUUCUCUUUGAUGCCCCUUGUUCCAUUCCCUCCUUUGAGACGCUUUCCCAGUCCUGGAGCUACACAAAGAAUAACCUGCAUUUAUUGAGUGCUGGCUUUAUGCCAGGAACUGUGCCCAGCACAUUAUACCUAUUGUGUGGCAUUUGAACUUUACAAUAUUCCCACAAGGUGACAGAAUUAUCUUGCCUGUUUUAGAGACAAGGAAACUGAGAAUGAGAGGGUCAGGCAUUUGCUCAAGGCCCCAGAGCCAGUGGAGGCUGUGCUGGGCUCCCUGUGAGCCUCUGGAUCUAUGGGUGGCAGUCAGGGCUCUCCCUUUUGUGACAAAAGAAAAACUCCUCAGGCCUCAUCCAGCCUGGGUUUCACCACCCAGGACGCUUUGGAAGAGGCAGAGCACUUCAGGAGUGCGGAUGCAGCUGGCAGUAGUAGGACUGACACACAAUGGCAUUGAUGUCGAGUAUGAAACCCACAGGCAGUAUUCGUAGCUACCCCCAGAAGCUUUGCAUGGUCGGACCCCCAUGUGGAGAAUCCUGAGAUAUGGAGCUGAGGCUGGAGCUGGAUUAGGGGACAUAUGUGGGUGCCCCUGUUGAAGGAGUGUGUGUUGAAGUGCUCUGUGCCGGGGCAGUGUCCUUCUUUAUCUUUCUUCCUCUCUUUUUUCCCUCCAAUGUUCCAAGU
This is a messenger RNA of Cercocebus atys (sooty mangabey), 1110 nucleotides long. Its product is annotated as glutathione S-transferase Mu 5-like. Gene Ontology annotation, molecular function: glutathione transferase activity. Gene Ontology annotation, biological process: glutathione metabolic process. The record is from RefSeq and is a predicted model, not a curated record. The annotation marks the transcript as partial. The transcript is spliced from 5 exons. NCBI's taxonomy places the organism in Eukaryota, Metazoa, Chordata, Mammalia, Primates, Cercopithecidae.